CUAUCCUAGUAAAAGUUCUCUUAUGGACAGGAUCAUGAAGAUCAUUGUCUUCAUUUCGUUGGCACUGUUGGAAUUAACAGUAGCAUAUGAAGAUUUGGCCGAAGCAGCUGCUGCAGAUUUAGCCUUAUUUACUGAUGAGGAAUUGGUCGUACAUAAACGGUCCACCAAGUGCUAUGGAGAUUUAGGGUGUUUUGGAACCGGUGCCCCGUUCUUCAGUUUGCAACGGCCAAUAAGUUUACUUCCAUUGUCACCAGAAUUUAUUGGCACCAAAUUCAGAUUAUUUACUCGUUCAAACCCAAAGCAUGAGCAGUUAUUGGAUUAUAAGAAUGUUAACUCCAUACAUAAUUCCCAUUUUAAUCCUUCCAAGCCAACCAAGAUGGUCUCCCAUGGUUUUAUUGAGAACGGUCGCGCCGAUUGGCUGGUGAAAAUGAAGGAUGAGUUUUUAAAGAAAGGUGAUUUUAAUGUGAUUAAUAUCGAUUGGGGAGGAGGAUCUCUACCACCUUAUGGUCAAGCUACAGCCAAUUGCCGAGUUGUUGGAGCUGUUAUUGCUAAACUCAUUGCAACUUUACAGAAAGAGACAGGAGUGAAACCAGAAACCUUUCAUCUUCUUGGUCACAGUUUGGGGGCACAUCUUGUUGGUUAUGCUGGUGAAAAGAUAAAACAUAUUGGAAGAAUAACAGGUUUGGAUCCAGCUGAGCCAUAUUUCCAGUAUACAGAUGUAACAGUUAGAUUGGACCCUUCAGAUGCUUUAUUUGUUGAUAUCAUACAUACAGAUGGUAUCAGUAUUUUAAAAUUAGGAUAUGGUAUGAUAGAGCCUUGUGGUCAUGUAGAUUAUUUUCCUAAUGGUGGUGAAACUCAACCUGGCUGUGAUAAAGAUCCUGUUACAUCUAUAGCUACUGAUGGUAUUUAUAAUGGUGUGAAGCAGUAUGUUGCCUGUAACCAUCUAAGGGCGUAUGAAUACUUCUCGGAAUCAAUUAAUACAAAAUGUCCCUUCGCUGGAUACCAGUGUAACAGUUAUGACCAAUUCAAGUCUGGAAAUUGUAUUCCAUGCUCUGGUAAUAAUUGUGGUUAUAUGGGUUACAACGCUGAUAAAGUCAAACCAAGAUCUGGACAUACUCAUGUUAAAUAUUACCUAGAGACCGCACAUAGUCACCCCUACUGUAGAUACCAUGACCAAAUACAGAUAACGUUUGGUUCGCAACUGUCGUCUAGAACUGAAAGAGGAUCAUUAUUUGCUAAUAUUAUUGGUGACAAAGGACGAACAUCUCGAGUUCAACUCGCAGAAGAUGACACGGAGAUAGAAUCUGGAAAGAGCUAUACUUUUAUAGUUUUAUCAACUGUAGAUGUGGGCAGUAUUCAUAGAGUAGAGUUCGAUUGGAAACACAACUCUAAAUGGUACAAACCUCUAGACUGGAAUAUACUCAAUCUCCGCCACCCAACUCUCUAUAUUAACAAAGUCAGUGUUACCAAUGGCGAGGCAGCUAAAUUGACAGCUUUCUGUGGACAUAAUACCGCUAUGGAAACGGGUCAGGUCACAUCCGUCUCACAAAAAUGUUGAAUGAUUUAAGAAAUAUAACUAUAAAUGUA
Patella vulgata (common limpet) is the source of this 1587-nucleotide messenger RNA. Its product is annotated as pancreatic triacylglycerol lipase. Gene Ontology annotation, biological process: lipid metabolic process. The transcript has 11 exons. Gene Ontology annotation, molecular function: protein binding; triacylglycerol lipase activity. The record is from RefSeq and is a predicted model, not a curated record. The coding region runs from base 23 to 1558 and encodes 511 amino acids. NCBI's taxonomy places the organism in Eukaryota, Metazoa, Mollusca, Gastropoda, Patellidae.